Terrapene triunguis (Three-toed box turtle) is the source of this 2182-nucleotide messenger RNA. RefSeq names its product dpy-19 like 4 (gene DPY19L4). The coding region runs from base 173 to 2182 and encodes 669 amino acids. The record is from RefSeq and is a predicted model, not a curated record. Lineage: Eukaryota; Metazoa; Chordata; Testudines; Emydidae. Gene Ontology annotation, molecular function: mannosyltransferase activity. Gene Ontology annotation, cellular component: nuclear inner membrane. The transcript has 19 exons.
CAGGAGCAGCAGGAAGGGAGGAGCGGCCGCCGCUGCUUGUGUGUUUGAGCCGAUCCGCUCCCGGGACCACAGGGAGGAGAGGCCGCGGGGAGCGCGGACCAGACGCCCUCGCCCUGGAGAGGGUGGCGGGAGGAGCAGGCGGGAGCCCUUGCGGCUCUGCCGGAGGCUGGCGAUGGAGGAAGGGGCAGCAGACCUGCGACAAAGAAAGAAGCAAAAUUGCACAGAAACUGACAAAAUGGCUCCAGAUGAGAGAAACAAAGAAAACCCAAACCUGGGAAGAUCGCCAAAAUAUGUCUUAUUUCAACGUUUUGCAAAGCUUUUCUUUGGCUGUGUCGCAGCUGUCACUAGCGGGAUGAUGUAUGCUGUGUACCUCUCAACAUACCAUGAACGGAAAUUCUGGUUUUCCAGCAGGCAGGAACUUGAACGAGAGAUUACAUUUCAGGGUGACAGUGCCAUUUAUUACUCAUUUUAUAAAGAACUGCUAAAGGCUCCUUCCUUUGAAAGAGGUGUUUAUGAGCUGACACACAACAAUAAAACUGUAUCGCUGAGGACUAUAAAUGCAGUGCAGCAAAUGACAUUGUAUCCAGAGUUGAUUGCCAGUGUUUUAUAUCAAGCAUCUGGUAGCGAAGAGGUUAUCGAGCCAGUGUAUUUCUACAUUGGUAUAGUUUUUGGACUGCAGGGAAUUUAUAUGGCUGCAUUAUUUGUAACCAGUUGGGUUAUGAGUGGGACUUGGUUGGCAGGAAUGCUGACCGUAGCAUGGUUCAUUAUUAACAGGACAGAUACAACAAGAAUCGACUACUCCAUUCCUUUAAGGGAAAAUUGGGCAUUGCCAUAUUUUGCAUGUCAAGUUGCAGCUCUUACAGGCUAUUUAAAAAACAACAUAAAUUCUUCUGCUGAGAGGUUUUGCUACCUUUUGGUGAGUGCUUCAACAUAUACUUUCAUGAUGAUGUGGGAGUACAGUCAUUAUCUGCUGUUUGUCCAGGCUGUGUCUCUCUUCCUGCUGGACAGCUUUGCCCUUGUGCAGACAGAUAAGGUGCAUGAAGUGUACAAAAUCUAUCUGUUCUCCCUGUUCCUGGGAUAUCUCUUACACUUUGAAAAUCCAGCUUUAUUAGUAUCUCCAUUACUAAGCCUUGUAGCAGCUUUAAUGCUCUCUAAAUGCCUUCAGAUGAAUAUGAAAAAGGGCACAUUUAUUUCAAGGAUGCUAAAAAUAAUGUACUUUUACUUGGUAUUUACGAUAUCAGUGACAAUGAAUUUCUUACUGAAGACAUUUGUUCCCCAUAAAGAAAAUGAGCAUGUGUUGAAGUUCCUUGAAGUAAAAUUUGGAUUAAACACAACUAAGAACUUUACAGUGAACUGGCUUCUUUGUCAAGAAUCCCUUCAGACACCAUCUCAAGACUUUUUUUUGCGGCUAACUCAGUCAUCUCUAUUGCCUUUUUAUAUUUUAGUAUUAAUUAUCUGCCUUUCUUCUGUAACUCAAGUCAUUUUUAGGAGAAUUAGUGGUGGACCACUCAAAGAAAAAAUUACACUUGAUGAUGGCCGAAUUGGAGAGAGGCCAGAGAUAGCUUAUCAUGUAAUCCACACAAUGUUAAUGGGUUCUCUUGCAAUGAUGUUGGAAGGCAUAAAGUAUCUGUGGACUCCCUAUAUGUGUAUGCUUGCAGCAUUUGGUGUAUGCUCCCCUGAGCUUUGGAUGACGCUUUUCAAAUGGCUUCGACUGAGAGCUGUACACCCAAUAUUGCUGGCUCUCAUUCUGAGUAUGGCAGUUCCAAGUAUAAUAGGUUUCAGCUUGUGGAAAGAGUAUUUUCCUAGGAUAAUGACAGAGCUUUCAGAACUGCAAGAAUUUUAUGACUCAGAUACAGUAGAACUCAUGAUGUGGAUAAAAAGACAGGCUCCUGUUGCUGCUGUGUUUGCUGGAAGUCCACAGCUAAUGGGUUUGAUUAAGCUGUGUACUGGAUGGAUGGUGGCAAGUCUACCUUCAUAUAAUGAUGUUGAUCUUCUACAAAGAAAUGAGAAUAUUUAUCAGAUCUAUUCAAAAAGGUCUGCCGAGGAUAUUUAUAAGAUACUCACAUCCUACAAAGCCACCUACCUAAUUAUAGAGGAUUCAAUUUGCAAUGAGGUUGGACCUGUGAAAGGAUGUAGGGUUAAAGACUUACUGGAUAUUGCUAAUGGCCAUGUUGUUCCUUAG